This is a messenger RNA of Tupaia belangeri chinensis (Chinese tree shrew), 497 nucleotides long. RefSeq names its product small EDRK-rich factor 1. Bases 188 to 376 code for a protein of 62 amino acids. The record is from RefSeq and is a predicted model, not a curated record. Lineage: Eukaryota; Metazoa; Chordata; Mammalia; Scandentia; Tupaiidae. The transcript has 3 exons.
CCGGCCCCGCCGGAGGCUGCUGGAGGCUCUCCGUGGGCGGGGCCGCUGGGAGCCGAGGCGUAGCGCCCCCCAGAGGGCCAGCGCCGGCUCUGCCUUCCCGGUCGGCUGGCGGGGACCACCGCUGAGCUUGCGAGAGAGCCUUUGCUUUUCCGCGUCGCUCUUUCACAGGCUCCGUCCCGUGGUCGGCAUGGCCCGUGGAAACCAACGAGAACUCGCCCGCCAAAAAAACAUGAAGAAAACUCAGGAAAUUAGCAAGGGGAAAAGAAAAGAGGAUAGCUUGACUACCUCUCAGAGAAAACAGAGGGACUCUGAGAUCAUGCAACAAAAGCAGAAGGCAUCUAAUGAGAAGAAAUCCAUGCAGACAAGAGAAAAAUGAUUUGGAAAACCUGAGUGCUACUGCCAACUGGGUGGAUCAUAAGCUCUAACAUUGAGAUUUUGUAGAGUGAACAGUCACUACGUAUAACCUAUCCUUAUAAAACUGUCUAUUUUAAACUUUA